AUGAUAUGCAGCGACGAUCCUAAUCAGCAUCCGCGCCACCAAAGCACCAUCGAUUUUCCUCCCAAUCAGUCACCUGACUGUCUAAAGCCCACAUCUCCCAUCCUUGAUGGUAGCAGCAACGGCCAGGAUGGGCGGAAACGCGGUAGCAAAAAGGGUAACGCCUUUUACCACCUCGAGGCGGGAGCUGAGGGGACCGAAGAGCAAGGCACGGCCUAUCCCGUCAACUCCAUGGCUCUAGACCCAGCACAACAGUUUGUGCCUUCCUGGCAAUUUGAACAACCUGGAUUUUCCGUCUACACUACUGGGCAUGAAGCACAGUAUCCAGGACUCUUUCCACCACACCAAAAUUUUCUCGGUGUGAAUCAUGUACUACCCUGGAAUCCAGAGAAUGAUGAGGUCUGGAAGAGCACCUCUCCCUUCCCUCCUGAAGCCUACACUCAAUUCUCAACUGCUGAGUACAAUCCGUGCUGGUCAAGAGGCGUACAGGAAACCCAGUCCCUGAUUAUAGAGGAAACCAAACCUGAUCUUUUGCUCUACUCUUUGCCGCGUCCUGAUAAUGUCUAUGAAACGCCCUUUAGAGGUUCAACAGAAGGAUCUAAUCAGCACACAUUCCAGGCUCCUGAAACGGAGGAGUAUGUGACGCAAGGUGAUGAGAUGAAGCCUCCGUAUCCCUUUUCCAUAAAUGGGCAUUUGCCACUGGUACAUUUUCAGCCCGAAGACCAAUCAACUGCAACGAUUUCGACCUCCUCUCUGGAGUCCGACCUAAAUGCCGCCAAUAAUUCGGGCAGUGAGCCUGAGACCAAAGUGAACCACCUCCUGCGCUCCGCUGGCAUUGAAUCGCUUCCGCUGUGUUUUAAGGAGGGAGAAGUUUGGAACCCCUCCCCAUAUAUUGCUCCACCUCAAGCACAGCACCAGGCACCGCCGCCUCCUGCAAAUGUCACUAACUCACUGAUUUCCGAACAGCUUUCGACGGUUUUACCAAGUGCGGAGCCUGAUGUUAUGAAGUCUCCAAAUGAGGACGCAAUUUCCACCGGAUUCCCCCUCCUUCCUCCGUUUUCUCUUCCAGCUGCCUACAGGCUCAUCCCUCAAGCCGACAAUGCCGAUUUUGAUCUAUCUCAGGUUGGCACUGCGUCGUCACCCAACUCAGGAGGUGAGAAUCUUUCUCAGCCUCAGGAAGAAUUUCCUUCUUCUGAUGAUUUGGAACACUUUGCGAAGCUAUUUAAACAACGACGGAUCAAAAUGGGCUAUACACAAGCUGAUGUGGGCUUAGCACUUGGCACCCUCUAUGGAAAUGUCUUUAGUCAGACGACUAUAUGUCGAUUUGAAGCCCUACAGCUAUCCUUUAAGAACAUGUGCAAGCUCAAACCCCUGCUGCAGAAGUGGCUUCACGAGGCCGACUGUUGCACUAGCACAACUAGUAACUUCGACAAGGUAACCACUCAAGGGAGAAAACGGAAAAAGCGCACCAGCAUCGAAGUGGGAGUAAAAGGAGUACUGGAAGGUCAUUUCAUUAGGCAACCCAAACCUGCUGCGCAGGACAUUACCAACUUGGCGGAUACCCUUGGACUAGAAAAAGAGGUUGUGAGGGUGUGGUUCUGCAAUCGACGCCAAAAGCAGAAGCGUCUUAAUCCGGCAGCUUUUGAGAACGGGGGCGAUAUGAGCGAAAACUCUAUGCGUGGUGGAGAAGGUGGAUCCGGUUAUAGCACUCCCCCCUUCUGUGGAGGAGGUGGUAGCGCAGCUGACGGGACGCAUCAAAUUACCAAUUCCCCCUACCCUAGCAGUGGAGGCUUUUUCCAUGAGAACUCAUCAACUCUCUACUUUGAGGGUAGUUUCCCUCAACCGAACGCUGUAGAGGCUUGUGAAUAUCCUCCUCAGGCCCCGCCAUCACAGCCGCCGUCGCAUUCCUCUUGCUUGGUGCUAACUACGCCUCCUGACUACCUUCUGCCUCAUCUGCAAUCGGUAGAUAAACCGACAGAGGUAGUGGCGCCCUAUCCUCCGGCCACCCUGCCUGAGACAGCUAUAUACUCAGUUUAA
Molecule: messenger RNA, 2034 nt
Organism: Hydatigera taeniaeformis
Lineage: Eukaryota; Metazoa; Platyhelminthes; Cestoda; Cyclophyllidea; Taeniidae
Source: the annotation of a GenBank genome assembly